Molecule: messenger RNA, 615 nt
Organism: Rhinocladiella mackenziei CBS 650.93
Lineage: Eukaryota; Fungi; Ascomycota; Eurotiomycetes; Chaetothyriales; Herpotrichiellaceae
Product: NAD(P)H:quinone oxidoreductase, type IV
Exons: 3
Coding region: 1-615 (204 amino acids)
Molecular function (GO): NAD(P)H dehydrogenase (quinone) activity; FMN binding
Source: RefSeq, a predicted model, not a curated record
AUGGCUCCCAAGAUCGCCAUUGUCUACUACUCCAUGUAUGGCCAUGUUGCCAAACUUGCUGAAGCCGAAAAGAAGGGCAUCGAGGAAGCUGGCGGCUCCGUCGAUGUCUAUCAAAUUGAAGAAACCCUCCCCAAAGAAGUCUUGAGCAAGAUGCACGCCCCAGGCCCCAACACCAACAUCCCAUUCAUCACUCCAGACGUUCUGAAGACGUACGACGCAUUCCUCUUCGGUAUCCCCACCCGCUACGGUAACUACUCUGCGCAAUGGAAGGCCUUCAUCGACAAGCUAGGUGGCCUGUGGCAGCAGGGUGCCUUAUACGGCAAGUACUAUGGCAUGUUCAUCAGCACCGGCACUGCUGGUGGUGGGCAAGAGUCGACCGCCCUCGCCGCCAUCUCCUCCUGGGUCCACCAAGGCAUGAUCUACGUGCCUUUCGGCUACGCCAAAGCCUUCCCCUUGCUCGCCGACCUCUCUGAGGUCCGUGGUGGCUCUCCCUGGGGUGCCGGCACCUUCGCCUCUGCCGAUGGCAGCAGACAGCCCUCCGCAAAGGAGCUCGAGAUGGCCACCAUCCAAGGCAAGGCCUUCUACGAAACCGUCUCCAAAGUCAACUUUGCGUGA